AUGAGUGAGAGGGCCUCAAGCAGCUGGAGCCCUGGCAGCUGGGUGCUCGCACUGUGCCUGGCCUGGCUGUGGGCACGUCCGGCCUCUGCCUCCUUGCAGCCACCAACAUCUACAGUCCUAGUGAAGCAGGGCACCUGCGAGGUGAUUGCUGCACAUCGCUGCUGCAACCGGAACCACAUCGAGGAGCGCUCCCAGACGGUCAAAUGCUCCUGCCUCUCUGGCCAGGUGGCUGGCACCACAAGGGCAAAGCCCUCCUGUGUGGACGCCUCCAUCGUCCUGCAGAAGUGGUGGUGCCAGAUGGAGCCAUGCCUGCUGGGGGAGGAGUGUAAGGUGCUCCCGGACCUGUCGGGGUGGAGCUGCAGCAGUGGACACAGGGUCAGAACCACCAAGGUCACACGGUAA
Molecule: messenger RNA, 402 nt
Organism: Psammomys obesus (fat sand rat)
Lineage: Eukaryota; Metazoa; Chordata; Mammalia; Rodentia; Muridae
Gene: Tafa3
Product: TAFA chemokine like family member 3
Exons: 4
Coding region: 1-402 (133 amino acids)
Biological process (GO): positive regulation of microglial cell activation; regulation of neuroblast proliferation; neuroblast differentiation
Molecular function (GO): receptor ligand activity
Source: RefSeq, a predicted model, not a curated record